Trichomonas vaginalis G3 is the source of this 1584-nucleotide messenger RNA. RefSeq lists its product as uncharacterized. Lineage: Eukaryota; Parabasalia; Trichomonadida; Trichomonadidae. The transcript has a single exon. The record is from RefSeq and is a predicted model, not a curated record. Bases 1 to 1584 code for a protein of 527 amino acids.
AUGUUUAAAACAAGCGCUGAGAGAGGCGCUUCAACGAAUUCAAAGAUAAAACUAGAGAGAUUUAAUGCCAAUGAUAAAGUUACCAAUUCAAUUUCAUCUCAUUACUCAACGAUUCAGACUCAAAUUCAAACUUCAGAUAAGAACUACUAUAAAAACUUAACUUCAGAUAAGAACUACUAUAAAAACUUAAAUUCAGCAUAUGAACAAACUAUAAUCGAGAACGAAAGUUUAAACAACAAAUAUCUUGCUUCUAAAAGAGAAAUACAAAUUUUACAAAAGCAAGUAACGGAUUUAAAGCAGCAGUUAUCAGAAUAUCAACAAAGAGAAAACGAAAUUACAACAAAAUAUGACAAUCUUAGUCGGAAAUAUCGUGAAAUGAAAGAAUCAUUUAAAAAUAAUGAAGAUAAAUACAUCAAAAAACAUAAUGAAAUACUUUCUGAAGUUCAGAACCAUCAGAGCAGUAUGGUUGAUGAUAUAUUACGUGAAUCUGAGAACAAAACUCAGGUGAUUAAUUGUAAAACAAAAGAAAUUAACGAAAAUCGAAUAAUGAUUAAUCGACUUAAGAAUCUAGUUGAAUUACAAGAAAAGCAGAUUAAAAAUCUUAAAGAAGAUCUAUCCCGUAGCGAUGAAAAAUACCAACAAUUAAAGAAUAAGCUCCAACUAGAGAAACAGCGACAUGAUGAAUACGCAAAAUCAACAUCAGUAGCACUGUCAGAAUCCACUCAAGCAACGUUGAACUAUGAAUCUUUAAUAGAAAAUCUUAGAAAUGAAAAUAACUUAUUAUCAAUGUCAAAUACUCAAUUGAAGUCUUCCAUUGAUAAAUUAAAACUACGAUUAAACUCUAGAAAGGAGAAAAUCUUCCAAAUAAAGACAGCUCUUAAAAAUAUCGCAGAAGAAAAUGAAGAAUUGCAAAACUCAGCAGUUCGAGAGAGUUCGCAAGUGAAUGAGCUGCAUAAGACAAUUAUUAGAUAUCAACAAGCUAUAGCUAAUGUUCCAAAUAGAGUAGAUAUAUUUUUAUCAACAAUUGAAAAAUUAUUUUCUGAAAUUAUUACAAAAGUUGAUUCCAAAUGUACAGAAAUAUAUUGUUCAGUUAAAACAUAUAAAGAAGAAGCUGCUAAAUCCAAACAGAGAGUGCUAGAACUAGCUAAACAGCUUGGUGAUGUAACAAAAAUGUUUCAAAAUUCAACAGCAAUUCAGAGCAAUUUAGAAGCCCAAAGAAGUCAAAUAGCGGCAGAAGUAGAAAAUGCUGCAUCAGCAAUUUGUUGUUUAGCAGGAGAGGACUUCCCAGCUGAUAAUGAUAUCCACAAAAGAUUACAAAAAGCAGUUUCAGCUGCGGAAAAAUUAGCAAAUGAAUCUUCUCAUAGUAGGAUAAAUUCUUCGGCGAUCGAUAAUUACGCAGAGUUUAAGGAUAACUUUAAUGAAGAAAGAAAAAGACUUUAUGCAGGUAUAUCAGAGCUUAGAAGCGCUUUAAAAAUAACAAAAGAAUCUUUAAUCCAAUCUGAAAGAGAAAAUUCUGUUCUUAGAAAAGAAUCGGCACUUUCCACUCCCAGAAAAGAAGUGUAUUUCGAUAUUGCCGAUAAUUAA